Rhodamnia argentea is the source of this 3361-nucleotide messenger RNA. RefSeq names its product F-box protein SKIP14. The record is from RefSeq and is a predicted model, not a curated record. NCBI's taxonomy places the organism in Eukaryota, Viridiplantae, Streptophyta, Magnoliopsida, Myrtales, Myrtaceae. Gene Ontology annotation, molecular function: protein binding. The transcript is spliced from 2 exons. Gene Ontology annotation, cellular component: cytoplasm. Bases 843 to 2666 code for a protein of 607 amino acids.
AUCACUCUCUCUCUCUCUCUCUCUCCCCCUGGUUCCUGAUUCCUGCUCUCGUUUUCUCUCUCUCUCUGGUUCCUGAUCGAAUUCAAUCCUUCUUCAUCUUCUUCUUCCUCUUCUUCUUCUUCGGUGACAGACAGGGACGCCCGAGAUCUCCCUCCUCCUUCCCCCGCCCCUCCAAAAGAGAAAAAAAACAGGUUUUUUUUUCCUCCCCCUCGACAUUCUCUCUCUCUUUUUUACCUUCUUCUUUUUGAAUUCCAGCUUCAGGAGGAUUCGAUUCGGUACCAGAGGGAAAUUGGGUUUCCUUUUCCGUUUCUUGUUUCGUCGAUUGCGUUCUUGGGAGCGAGAUUAGGGUUUUCUUGAUACGGUGUUGGGGUUCUUCCCAUUCUUUGAUUUCGUUUUUGGGGGAUUUCAAUUCGAUUCCUUCUCUGACCCUAGCUCUGUACCGUCUGAAAGAGGGAGAGCGCGAGAGAGAGCGAGAGGCAGAGAGAGAGAGAGAGAGAGAGAGAGAGAGGGAGAAAUAUAUUCCAUUGAUUCUUGUCCUGUAUAGCUACAUGAGGAUCUGACUGUUAGUUUAUCAUUUUCGGUUCCAUUGUGGGAGUUUCUUUUUUUUUUUUAGGGUUUCCUCGGUUCCUUACUCGUGAAACUCUAUGAGAUUUUCGAUGCGUUUUUUUUAGUUCGCCAUCUGAAAUUGAGGGUUUCCUUCGCUUAGAUCUUCCACGUUCUUGCGCCCCCAUUCCUUUUGUAGUUCCGUUCCUGCUUUUCCCAAUCGAAAAACCAAAAAAAGAGAAAAGAGAGAAAAAAAAAAUCCAGCUUUUGUAUAGGCAUCAGCCGUUUCUGUAGAUAAGAUGGCUUUGAACUUCUCUCAUCGUCCGGUUUUCGCUGCUCAUCUACCCGAAGACAUGUCCCCGAUUAGGAUUGCCAAUCUGUGCAUUGUGGAGGGUGUUUCGGAGAAUAAGGUGGAUGGUGCCGAUAGGCCCUGGCUUUUGGAGGGGGAUGUUAAGGAUUGUUUGGAUUAUGGAAGGAGUAGAUGUGAUGGUGGUGGCUGCUCUCAGGAUUCAGUUUCCAAUGAGAUCCUCGACCUUUUGCCUUCCGAUCCAUUCGGGAUGGAUAUAAGCACCACUUUUACGGCUAUAACUGGUUGGCUCGAGGAUUUGGAGAUGAAUUAUGGUGGCUACACAAGUGAUUUUGCUGGGGCUAGUCCUGAUGAUUACCAGCUGUUUGCCGGGUUGAAUUUUUUCUGGAAUAAUGCGAUGAAAUUCCAGGCUUUUCCUGGAACAAUCGGGUUUAAUACCAAUUCUAUUCCAUCCAGUAGCAUGCCUCCUCGCUAUGGGGUGAAGGAAAGUGCGCAUGGCUCCUGUGAUGUUGCUUUUGGUUCAAUGAGUGAAUUUUCUGGUUAUCCCGAUUCCUUGGAAGCAGGAGAUGCAUCUUCCUUGGAUUUGGGUUCAUCAAGUGGACAUCAUGGGUGUUCAGAGGAGGUCAUAAAGGGACAGGACCCUUGUGAUGGGGAGUUUGGAUUGACAAAUGCACUUGGGGGAUUAUCUGAGGUUAUGGAGUCGCUACAGGUAUCCUGCCAUGUUGGCUUUGAAUCAAUAAGCAGCUGCAAUCAAUGUCCUGAGGCAACGGAAGAUGUAAAUGCACCCUACCAUCUUGGCCUCGGAUCCAUUGGUGAAUAUGGUAGGUGUUCCCUGGAGAACGAAGUUUCUGGGGUGUCUGAUGAUAUGGAUGGCUUUUUUCAUGGAAGCAGUGGAAGCUCCGGAAUUCCUGAUAACCACUCAAGUAAAGACCCCGAGCUUUCUGCUGGAACUUGUUCCUUUGUCAAUGGACCUCACUUAGCAUUUUCUUUGGCUCUUGGUUAUCUGGGUGUGCGGGAUCUUCUUGCUGUCGAGGGUGUUUGCAAAUCCGUCCGGUCUACAGUUCGAAAUGACCCCUUCUAUUGGAGGAAUUUACAUAUACAUCAUCCUCUGAAUGACAAGAUUACUGAUGAAGUUCUUAUGCAAUUGACCAAUAGAGCUCAAGGUACUCUCCAGUGCUUGAGUCUGGUAGAGUGCCCAAGGAUCACUGAUGAUGGUCUGAAGCGUGUCCUUGACAGUAAUCCAAAGCUCAGCAAGCUCUGUGUCCCUGGCUGCACAAGACUUAGUAUUAAUAGCAUUUUGCGUAGCCUGAGAACUUUCAAGUCGAUGGGUACCCUCAGAGUAAAGCAUAUUAGGAUUGGUGGGCUUUAUGGGGUAACGGAGGAACAUUUUGAGGAGUUGAAGUUCUUGUUGGGGAUCACGAGUGAGAAGCAGCAGAACCUGAAUGCCCUCAAGCCAUAUUUCUAUCACAGAGAGAGUAUGUACUUAUCAUGUGAGGAUGAUCGUACCAUUGAUAUUGAGACGUGUCCAAGAUGCCAGAAACUGAGGUUGGUCUAUGACUGCCCUGCUGAGGUUUGUCAGGGUAAGGAACAUGCGUCUCAAGUAUGUAGGGCCUGCACACUCUGCAUAGCUCGGUGUGUUCAGUGUGGUCGGUGCAUUAAUGACAAUGAAUACGAGGAAACCUUUUGUCUGGAACUGCUCUGCUCAGAUUGUUCAAAGCAUCAACUUCUGAAGCGCCAUGAGAUGGAAGGUAGCGUUCCUAUCUCAGAUUCUACUUUCCACCACGAAGAUCCACAGGCCUCCUCAAUCCGUGGCUGAAGAUGAGUAAGGCUUCUGUCGGGCUUUGGUCUACGAGCAAUGCUGUUUUCUUUUUUGUGCCUUGCUUUUAGGAUCAAACAGGGCAUUGACAUAAAUUGAAAAUGAGGAAUUAGGGGGCAUCUGAAGCUGCCUCACUUUCUCUGGUAGUCAUAUGUCAUUCUCACUUCGUGUGAUAUGGCGCAGCUUGGAAUUGGGGUGUGAAGAAAUGGUUAGGUUUCGGUCUUGGAGCUGGAGGAUCUGUUCCGAUCGUUCCCUACAUGGAAUUGCUUGGUGACUGAGCCAUCCAUGUGAAACACGUCUGGCGACCUUGUGUUGUCAAUCUUCGCACCGCGUGCGGUUUGCGCGCAGACGGCUGUGUAUUUAUUUGGGUGCUAUCUUGAGAAAAGGGAGUUAGAAAAGGAAUAAAAAAAAAUCUGCAGUGUACUGUGGUAUUUGAUUAGAGUUGAUAAACUCUCAACCUAGGCAAUAAUCAUCCCAAGUUUAAAAUGUCUCGAGGUGUUUCGCCAAUAUUUGGCGAGCGCUUGUUGUACUUGUACCAGUAGAAUUGUUUACUCCCUAUUGUUAUUAUAGGUUUUCACUGCCAGGAACAAAUAAAAGAAGGUAUAUGUGGAAGACUUGUUAACACUGUUCUGUUUAGUUCUGUAAUUUGAACCUGUAUUCCUGUCAUUGGAAUUUGCAAGUAGUAGUUGCAAGAA